UUGGAAAAGCGGGACGAGAAAUUUGAAAAUGGAGCGGAGAAGUGAUUUAACUAUCGCGAACUAUGUCACUUCCAUGCCACGGACGACGGCGAAGGCGGACUUUGUGGACCAUGGCACCCCAGAGGGCAGUUCUUCGGCAUUCUUCGCUGAGGUGGAGUCGAUAGCCGCUGGAUGGAUGCUGGAUUUUGCCUGCCGCUGCCUGUGCCGCCAUUUUUGCGAGGGCAACCAAAUAGACUUCGAGAGGAGCAGAGACCUGGCGCUGACUGUUAUUAAAGGGUUGGACAAAAUAGAAACUCAUCAAAGGGAAACAGUGUGCCUCUGUCAGCUGCUGACAUGUAUUGCCGAAGGUUGCAUAUUUGAUUCUGAUUUUGGAGAUGACCAAACACUUUCACCACUCGAAAAUGCUUUGUCGGUUUGGAUUUCAUUCCUAAAAACACAAAGCGAACAAGAUAAAUUGCAUAAAGAAAUCAAGAACUUAAUUCAGAUUCAGGCAGUCGCUAUAUAUAUGGAAAAAGGAUAUUUUCAGGAGGCUGCAGAAGUGAUAGAAAGACUUUUUCCAGAAUCUUCCUCCAAUGAGCCUUUAAGAAUGAAGCUUUCUGCAAUAUCAAAACAAAAAGAUCCAUAUCAUCCAUUUCUUCGAUUUUUCAGUUUUAAUCUUUUGAUUGAGAAAAUUAAAACUUAUAUCAAUAUUUUCUUGAAAAAAGAAACCAACAAUUUUUUACUGAAGGAAGCUACAAAAGAGGUGAAAACAAACAGUUCGGAAAACAUAAUGGUACCGAUACAAUGCAACAGUACAAUUGAAACAGACAAUAAAAAUCAUUUGAAAAACACACCAAACACCCUGCUAAAAUUACAUAAACAUUCCUGUUCCUUACCUGGUCGGACAUUUUGGAAACCAAGGCAGAUACAGAUUUCCUCCAUGCUCCAAAAUAUAAAACAAAAACCUCUUAAAUGUGAAAAAAAUUCGCAAAAUACUACAAACGCUCUACAAGAUGAGUCUCUGCUACCUUGUCGGAAGAAAAAGCCAUGGAAGUGGGAAGAUGACCAUAAAUUAAAAAGUGGUGUACGGAAGUUUGGAGUUGGAAACUGGAUGAAAAUUCUUCAGAAUUAUGACUUUGGUAAUAAAACCAAUGUUAUGUUAAAAGACAGAUGGAGAACUUUAGUUAAAUUAGGCUUGGUCUAAGUUAUUUUUUCAUCAGAUUCUCACCUUAUUUCUUACCUAUUUAUAUUUUGAUGAUGAUGUGAUGACCUUAUCAGGUGGUGUCAAGAACCAAUUUAUGCAAUUAUAGUUCCUAAAAUAGUUGGUUCUUGAAAAUCUAGAGGUGAUAAGAUGUUAAAUUGCAGGUCUAUUAUCUAGUUAUCUGAAUAAAGCUGCUUAAGACAAGCAAAUUAAUUUAACCUUUCAUUCUGGAGAGCUUGUAAGAUAUUCAGGUUAUUACCUUGCAGGAUCAUACAAAUACUGCAAAGAAGUAGAAUCUUAAGCAGACAAGUUUAAGAUUCAUGUUGGAUCUGUUUAAUAAGGACAUCUUCAUUGUUUUGUGCAAAGGGGACGGAGUCUAAAUUUUUCAGUGCAAGAAAUGCUUUAACCAAGAAAUCAUGCUUUAGACAUAGGAGUUUUUCUGCAACCCUUUCCAUAAUCUUUUUUAUAUGUCUCGGAGAUGGAUAAUUUGGCUACCUGUAAUGCUUUAUUGAGUAAACUAUUCAAAUAUGAACCCACUACGUUUAUGAAUCUUAAACUCUGGGCAACACGGAACUGAAAUGUAGACUGUACUUAUGGUAAUUUUAAGAAAUAUAUUGUUUUUAAGUUAAAUUCAGAGUGCUGCAUUUUUAAUUUGUUAGCUAUAUUAUAGUUUUUUGUGAUCAUUCGUAUUAAGUAACUUCUCCAUUCUUAAUCAGCGACUUCUAUUUUCAACAAUGUCCAAAGAACUACAUAGGAGCUGUAUAGUAUUUUGUGGGAGCAAUAUUUUGAAGAAUCUCAUGGAUAUAGGCAUUUAUUUCAAUAUCGGUCUUGUUUCAGAAAGUCAACUUUUUUUUACAGAUUUGGUUGUCAUUUGAUGUGAGGCUUUGACUAGUAAUAACAUUAGUUUUUAUAGCCUUGCAAGGGAUUCAUUCUCAAAUAGCAAAGAGUAGCUAAUCUAUCCUUCAGAUAAGAUAAGAUAGGAUAACCUUUAUUGUCAUUUUUUUUACUGUGAGCACACUGGUCCACAUUAA
Messenger RNA from Thamnophis elegans (Western terrestrial garter snake), 2211 nucleotides. It is a transcript of the gene TERF1, whose product is annotated as telomeric repeat binding factor 1. The record is from RefSeq and is a predicted model, not a curated record. The coding region runs from base 29 to 1183 and encodes 384 amino acids. Gene Ontology annotation, cellular component: nucleus; chromosome, telomeric region. Gene Ontology annotation, biological process: telomere maintenance. Lineage: Eukaryota; Metazoa; Chordata; Lepidosauria; Squamata; Natricidae. Gene Ontology annotation, molecular function: telomeric repeat DNA binding; protein homodimerization activity. The transcript has 9 exons.